This is a messenger RNA of Erythranthe guttata (spotted monkey flower), 2018 nucleotides long. RefSeq lists its product as uncharacterized. NCBI's taxonomy places the organism in Eukaryota, Viridiplantae, Streptophyta, Magnoliopsida, Lamiales, Phrymaceae. The record is from RefSeq and is a predicted model, not a curated record. Gene Ontology annotation, biological process: protein phosphorylation. Gene Ontology annotation, molecular function: ATP binding; protein serine/threonine kinase activity.
AUCGAAGAGUUUGGGCUUUAAGAUAGUUUUCGGGACCAAUAAACUGAUAACAUUUUCUUCGGACAAAUAACUAAAACCCUAAUUCUGUUAAAAAAAAAGAAAAAAGAAAAAAACUAAAACCCUAAUAAUUGUUCCGAUCGAAUUUAACAACAACAAUUCCUAAUUCGUUCCGAUUGGCUGCCAAUCGAAGAUGACAGAAAAAGAGCGCAAAGAAAUAGAGGAAUCGCCACUGCCGCCAUUAAAGGUAGAAGAGGAGAAAGAAAUAGAGGAGGAAGAAGAAGAAGAUUUGUACUUUUCAUCAGACUCAGAAACAGGUGAGUCAUUGGAUUACUUGGACUCGAGGGAAGAUGCAGAAGGCCGAAUAUUCGAUAGCUCCUUCACACUACUUCACACAAGGCGGCCAAAUGCCCAUGGUGGGCUCCACUCCCGACCGAAUACUUCUUCCCUUCAGCCCAUUUCCAAUAAAUCGCAGAAGUUGUCCAGUCACAUCCGGGCUGCUCCAUUGGAGGAGUGGGAAGGGAGGUUCAGUACUGGAAUGUCGAACUCUGUGACAACUGCAAUUCGUGAGAGUGUUCGUGGUAUGUCUAUUGGUAAGACUAGGACAACUGAGAAAGCCGACCGUGCCACUGUUGAGCAGGCAAUUGACCCUAGAACCCGUAUGGUUUUAUUCAAAAUGCUGAAUCGGGGUGUAUUUAAUGACAUCAACGGAUGCAUUUCAACUGGAAAAGAAGCGAAUGUAUAUCAUGCUACUAAAACUGAUGGUCAAGAACUGGCGAUCAAGAUUUACAAAACCUCGGUUCUUGUAUUCAAGGAUAGAGAUCGCUAUGUACAAGGUGACUACAGGUUUAGAUAUGGGUAUUGCAAGCACAAUCCUCGAAAAAUGGUGAAGACAUGGGCCGAGAAAGAAAUGAGGAAUCUAAUGAGGCUAAAGGCAGCAGGAAUCAGGUGUCCAGCUCCACUAAUGUUGAGGCUUCAUGUUCUGGUCAUGGAAUUUAUAGGAAAGGAAGGUUGGGCUGCUCCUAGGCUUAAAGAUGCCGAUUUAUCUCAUGAUAAAUUACGUGAAAGCUAUGUCGAGAUUAUCAUGGUUAUGCGGACAUUAUAUCAGAAGUGCAAGCUAGUGCAUGGAGAUCUCAGCGAGUAUAACAUACUAUAUUAUGAGGGUCACUUGUACAUAAUUGAUGUUUCGCAAACAGUUGACCUUGACCAUCCUCAUGCCCUUGAUUUCCUUAGAGAGGAUUGUCUUCAUGUUUCUGAUUUUUUUAGAAAAAACGGAGUAGCUGCAAUGACAAUACGUGAAUUAUUCGAUUUCAUAGUGGAUCCUACAAUUUGUGAUGAUUCGGUGGACAGUUAUCUAGAAGAGGUCCAACAAAAGAUUUUGGCUAGAGGUGACAUGAUCUCCGCAGAGGAAGAGAUUGCGGAUUCCGUAUUUGUGCAGUCAUUCAUUCCGAAGACUUUGGAUAACGUAAAGAAUGCUGAGGAGGACGUGCAACGAAUCAUAAGCGGGAAGGACACUGGAGACAUGUACUAUCAAACUAUUACAGGUCUCAAGAAUGUUCUUUCUGUGUCCCAAGCAGAAAAGGAUCAACAGAUCCAAAGCAACGGUGAGCCUGUAAUAGAGGAGGAAGAAGACGAAAGUGAUGACGAUGAUGAAGACGAUGAUGACAGUGAUGAUGACAGCGAUUCUAGUGAGAAACAGACCCCAGAAGAGCGGAAAACGGCGAGGAAAGAGAACAAAAAGAAAGUUAAAGAAGAAAAGAGAGAGGCUCGAAAGAGUAAAAUCCCGAAAACCGUCAAGAAGAAAAAGAAGAAACUUGCUAAAGCCAAGAAGAACCGCUGAGAGAUUAGAGCGGCCUUGUUCCUUGUAAGUAGCGUAGAGCAAAAAAAAAAAAAAUUUAUUCGGGUUUUUUUUUGAGCAAUUUUGCUUUGUAUUAGUAUUAUAAAUCGACAUAUUUCAGAUUUUUUUUUUUUUUUUUUGGCUUUGUAAGACGAGAAGAUUAUUGAUCAAAUUUCAAUUGCUA